AUGAGUUUCACGUGGUUUCCAGUUGCCGUGUUAUUGACGACAUUCGUCAAUUUUGGCAUAUCAAGUCAGAAAGUAGUGCAUUGUUACUAUGGUUCCUGGGCUACAUAUCGCCCGAGUUUGGGAAAAUUUGAUGUGGAAGAUAUUGAUACAAGCUUAUGCACUCAUCUAGUGUACGCGUUCGCAGGAAUAAACUCUCAAGGAACCAUUAUAUCUCUAGAUCCUUAUCUAGACCUGCCUGAAAACUGGGGCCGUAACAAUUUUGCUAAAUUCAAUGCUUUGAAAGUUGGUAAACCAAAUCUAAAAACAAUUUUGGGUGUUGGAGGAUGGAACGAAGGAUCAGCAAAAUACUCCAGGAUGGCAGCCAGCCCGCUUUUAAGGAAAAACUUUACAAUAAGCGCUGUCAAGAUUAUUCUAGAUCAUGGAUUUGAUGGCUUAAAUCUGGACUGGGAGUAUCCCAAUCGCCGUGAUUCAGUUAAUGGUGCAGCUGACAUAGAAAAUUUCGUCUUACUAUUAGGUGAAUUGAGGCAGGAAUUUGAUAAGCAUGGGCUUUUAUUAAGUGCGGCGGUAGCUGCAGUAAAGGAUAUGGCGUCAUUGUCGUAUGAUAUACCAGGUAUUAGCAAAUAUUUGGAUUUGGUCAAUAUAAUGACGUAUGACCUGUACGGACCUUGGGAUCCAACCACCGGUCACAACGCUCCUCUACACAAAGGCGAAAGUCAAGCACAGUUUCCCAAAGAACAAUUAUACACUGUUGAUGUAGCCAUUGAUUAUUGGAUAGGCAGCGGUUGUCCGCCCGAGAAGCUGCUGAUAGGAUUGCCCGCGUACGGGCAUACUUUCACAUUAUCCAGCGCUGGUGCAAACGGAGUAGGCGAUCCGUCAAACGGUCCCGGAUUAGCCGGACCCUAUACGGCUACGAACGGCAACAUCGGUUACAAUGAAUUUUGCUACAAAUUGAAAACAGAAGCGUGGGACCUUCGUUACGACAAACUAGCGAUGGUCCCUUAUGCCGUCCAAGGAAAGAAUUGGGUGUCAUAUGACGACGCAGAUUCUCUUAGAGCUAAAGUCGAAUAUGCACUGAAGCAGAACAUCGCCGGAGUCAUGGUGUGGAGUAUAGAAACCGAUGACUUUCGCGGCGUCUGCAGUGAUGAGAAGUAUCCGCUACUAAAAUCAAUCAACACAGCUUUAGGCAACAUUCCCAACAACGCAACGCAGACAACCAUCAACUCUACUGCCACAACUCCAUCAAUGACCCCGACUACCCCUAAACCGACAACUACAGUACCCAAUACCGGCGGAACAACGGCCCCGUCUUCAAUUUGUAAAUCGGAAGGUCUCCAACCAGACCCGGCAGAUGUCACUUCUUUCUACAUAUGCGUCAGCGAUAUAAAUGGAAACUUGAUUCCCUAUAAAUUCAAAUGCCCAAACAACCUUCACUGGGAUAACGCAAACCUCAUUUGCAACUACCCGGAUCAAAUAAAAGUGCUA
Iphiclides podalirius (scarce swallowtail) is the source of this 1482-nucleotide messenger RNA. NCBI's taxonomy places the organism in Eukaryota, Metazoa, Arthropoda, Insecta, Lepidoptera, Papilionidae. The record is from the annotation of a GenBank genome assembly.